AUGUACACAGACUGCAUAACUAAAAAGCAAAUAUUUUGUGUGGUAUUUUCUACUGAAGAUAUCCCAGUGUUUCACGUUAUUUUGUUUGUUUUGGAGCGAUGUCAGACUGCCACAGUCACAGUCAUUGGUCUGUGGGCACUUCUUCUUUGUAUCAGACAUUAGAUGAACUUGAUUUUGAGCGUGGAAUUUGGUAUGCAGCCCAACAUGAUGACCUAGAACGUGUGGAGAAGUUGUUGAAUCAGGGUGUCUCUCCAGAUGUUCAAGAUUCAGCUGGUUACUUCGCAUUACAUUAUGCUGCUCGUGCAGGUCAUGAUCGCAUCUGCUGUUGUCUGUUGGCUGCUGGAGCUACGGUAGAUGCUGUUACAAGAGCAGGACAGGCCACUGCUCUUCAUCGAGCCUCUUCAGCUGGCCAUGAUUCCGUAGUAACUUUACUGCUGAAAUCUGGUAGUAAUUCAGGACUCAGAGAUGCUGAUGGCAAGACAGCUUUGCAUAGGGCUGUUGAACAGGGUCAUGUUGGUAUAGUUAAAAUUCUCUUGGAAGGAAAUCCUGACCUCAAAUUUGUCUGUGACAUGAAAAACAAGUUGCCUUUAGAUUAUGCUGCAAAGAAUGAGGAAGUAAUUGCUUUGCUUGCUUGAAGGUCACAGUAAACUGCUUGACUAUAGUAACAUGACCACCUUCUUCAUGAGAAGGAAAUAGAGUUUGGAAGUAAUAUCAAAUGUAUUCCUCAGUACUGUGAUUGAUGCUUCUGUAUACUUUAUGUGAAUGUGGAAGGGCAGAACAAGCAGGGCUUGAUUUUAUUCAGUACUUCAAGGUUUUGAGCUGGGAUAGUGCAGCCAGUAUAGCAAUUGGCUAUGUGCUGGGUGACCAAUGGUUUGGAUUUCGAGUCCCAGUAGGGGCAAGAAUUUUUCUUCUCCAUGUAGUCCAGAUUGGCUCUGGGGCCCACCCAGCCUC
Molecule: messenger RNA, 951 nt
Organism: Cryptotermes secundus
Lineage: Eukaryota; Metazoa; Arthropoda; Insecta; Blattodea; Kalotermitidae
Product: ankyrin repeat domain-containing protein 39
Exons: 3
Coding region: 99-635 (178 amino acids)
Molecular function (GO): protein binding
Source: RefSeq, a predicted model, not a curated record